Messenger RNA from Orycteropus afer afer, 1392 nucleotides. The record is from RefSeq and is a predicted model, not a curated record. Lineage: Eukaryota; Metazoa; Chordata; Mammalia; Tubulidentata; Orycteropodidae.
AUGUGGGAAGCCAUCAUCCAGAAGGGAAACUUCCUUUCUCAUAAGAAACAUCAUAUUGCAAAGAAACCUUCUGAAUGUGGAAAGGCUUCUAUUCCAAUGGCAGGCCUCAUUGGAUACCAGAGAAAUUAUACUGGAAAACCGUAUGCAUGUAAGGAAUGUGGGGAAACCUUUAAUGGCAAAUCAUAUCUUUCUGAGCAUGAGAAAAUUCAUACUGGAGAGAAACCAUUUGAAUGUAAUCAAUGUGGAAGAGCCUUUAGCCAGAAGCAAUAUCUCAUUAAACAUCAGAACAUUCAUAGUGGAAAGAAACCUUUUGUAUGUAAUGAAUGUGGAAAAGCAUUUAGCCAGAAAGAAAACCUCAUUAUCCAUCAGAGAAUCCAUACUGGAGAGAAACCUUUUGAAUGUAAGGGAUGUGGGAAAGCCUUCAUUCAGAAGUCAAGCCUCAUUAGACACCAGAGAAGUCAUACUGGAGAGAAACCCUAUGCAUGUAAGGAAUGUGGGAAAGCCUUCAGUGGCAAAUCAAAUCUCACUGAACAUGAGAAAAUUCAUAUUGGAGAGAAACCCUAUAAAUGUAAUGAAUGUGGAACCAUCUUCAGGCAGAAGCAAUACCUCAUUAAACAUCAUAAUAUUCAUACAGGAGAGAAACCCUAUGAAUGUAAUAAAUGUGGAAAAGCCUUCUCUCGAAUCACAUCACUUAUUGUACAUGUGAGGAUUCACACAGGUGAUAAACCUUAUGAAUGUAAAAUAUGUGGGAAAGCUUUUUGUCAAAGCUCAUCUCUUACUGUGCAUAUGAGAAGUCAUACAGGUGAGAAACCCUAUGGUUGUAAUGAAUGUGGAAAAGCCUUCUCGCAGUUCUCAACUCUUGCUCUACAUAUGAGAAUCCAUACAGGUGAAAAACCUUAUCAGUGUAGUGAAUGUGGAAAAGCUUUUAGCCAGAACCAUCCACUUGUGGUACAUCAGAGAAUUCACACUGGUGAGAAGCCCUAUGAAUGUAAAGAAUGUGGGAAGGCCUUUAGUAGUGGCUCAAACUUUACUCAACAUCAGAGAAUUCAUACUGGGGAGAAACCCUAUGAAUGUAAGGAAUGUGGUAAUUCCUUUAGUCAGAGCUCACAACUUAUUAAACAUCAGAGAAUUCAUACUGGUGAAAAACCUUAUGAAUGUAAGGAAUGUGAAAAGGCUUUUCGUUCUGGUUCAGACCUGACUCGACAUCAGAGAAUUCAUACUGGGGAGAAACCCUAUGAAUGUAAAAUAUGUGGGAAGGCAUAUUCUCAGAGUUCACAACUUAUUAGUCAUCAUAAAAUUCAUAGUGGUGCAAAACCAUAUGACUAUCGGGAAUGUGGGAAGAAUUUUAACUAUGGCUCACAACUUUAUAAACAUCAAAAUUUAUACUGGUGA